This is a messenger RNA of Zea mays, 2391 nucleotides long. Its product is annotated as nuclear pore complex protein NUP96. Gene Ontology annotation, cellular component: nuclear pore. Lineage: Eukaryota; Viridiplantae; Streptophyta; Magnoliopsida; Poales; Poaceae. Bases 1 to 2001 code for a protein of 666 amino acids. The transcript has 7 exons. The record is from RefSeq and is a predicted model, not a curated record.
AUGGCCCGUGCCUCGCAGGUCGCUCUGACUCGGAGGCCGGCGAGCUGCUCGUGCUGGGCGCCGGGAUGCUGCUCGUCCAUCUCGGGCGCGCCUGCCGGGCUCGCCGGCCUCGAUCGCCAUCCUCAUCCUCUCCUUCCAAGGUACGUACGUGGUGGCUCUGAUUCAUUUUCCGGAAGCGCGUGCCUGGUGUUCUUUCCCUUCUGCCAGUACCAAUCGAUCCCGCCUGUUCAGAUUUGGUCGAUAUGCGGCAUCACGUUCACCUUCACCAACCGCUGCGGCGACACGGUGUGGCCGGGCCUGCUGUCCGGCUCGGGGACGCCGCCGCUGGAGACCACGGGCUUCGCGCUCGCGCCGGGGCAGUUGCGCUCGCUGUACGCGCCGCAGGGGUGGUCGGGCCGCUUCUGGGGCCGCUCCGGCUGCACCUUCGACGCCUCCGGCAAGGGGUCCUGCGCCACGGGCGACUGCGGCUCCGGCGAGGUCGAGUGCCCCUCGUCGACGGCUACAACCUGCCCUUUGUUUAGGAGAGCAGAUUUUAGCAAUUGGUUACAGGACAGUGUUUGCCAUUGGGUGCAAGGAGAGGUGGGUUCCUUAAAUGAUGCCAGGUACUUGGAAAAUAUCCUCCUCCUUUUGACUGGUCGACAAUUGGACACGGCCACUGAAAUUGCUGCCUCAAGGGGUGAUGUUCGGUUGGCAAUCUUGCUAAGUCAGGCAGGUGGGUCAAUGUCAAAUCGAUCUGACCUUGCACAAACACUGGAUCAGUGGAAAAUGAAUGGUAUAGAUUUUGAUUAUAUUGAGGAAGACUGGUUAAAGGUAUAUAUGUUACUUGCUGGUAACGUACAGGCCGCUUUUCUAGAUUUACCAAUUGACUGGAAGAGGUACCUUGGUUUGAUUAUGUGGUAUCAAUUAUCACCUGAUACACCACUCGAUAUUAUCAUUCGUUCUUACGAUCAACUCCUUGGUGAGGGCAAAGUUCCCUAUCCUGUUCCUGUAUAUAUAGAUGAAGGACCACUUGAUGAAGCACCUCAGUGGUCCUCGGGUGACCAUUUUGAUAUCUCCUUCUACCUAAUGCUUCUUCAUGCCAAUAAAGACGAGAAGUUUGGGCUGCUAAAGACUAUGUUCAGUGCAUUCUCAUCUUCAUUCGACCCCUUGGAUUAUCAUUUCAUAUGGCAUCAGCGUUCAAUUUUGGAGGCUGUUGGAGCUUUCAGUUCAAAUGACCUUCACUUGCUAGAUUUAAGUUUUGUUUAUCAAUUGCUUUGUCUUGGGAGGUGCCAUUGGGCUAUCUAUGUCAUUCUGCACAUGCCGUAUCUUGACGAUGCCCCAUACAUUCAUGAGAAAUUAAUCAGGGAAGUUUUAUCACAGUACUGCGAGUCAUGGAGUAGAGAUGAUGCUCAAAGGCAGUACAUUGUAGAACUUGGUAUACCAGAAGAAUGGAUGCAUGAAGCUCUGGCUCUUUAUCACGAAUACUAUGGAGAUAAACAGGGCGCACUGGAGAAUUUGAUUCAGUGUGGCAACCGGAAGAAAGCUCAUACUAUUUUCGUGACUUCUGUUGCUCAUUCUAUGUUUCUGUCAUCUAACCAUCAGGAGGUCUGGAGGAUCACAAGUGCCUUGGAGAACCACAAGUAUGAAAUUGCUGACUGGGACCUUGGUGUCGGAAUAUACAUAGACUUCUACGUUCUGAAGAACUCAAUGCAAGAAAGAAAUGCCAUGGAUGAUUCGGGUUCACUCGAGGAGAUGAGUGAAUCAUGCAGAAGUUUCUUUGGCCGAUUAAACAAGUCGUUGUUAGUCUGGGGAAGCAAAUUACAUGUUGAGUCAAGGGCAUGCUACUCGAAGAUGGCAGAGGAGCUAUGCGCGCUUCUGGUGGACACCCCAAGCGAGACGCUGAACCUACCCAUGGGGUGUCUUCUAACGAUGCUCAACGCUCCAGUUCCGGACGAGAGCAGGUCGUCGUACCUGCAGGACGCACUCUCCGUCUUCACCGAAAUCCUUUGCAGCGAUCCGUAGCACAAGGGUCCACGGUGUUGCCGUAAUCUGGGUGAAGGGAAGUGAAGCCUACAGGCAACACGCCGAAGAGUUUGUACGUCUCAUGUUUGGUACUUGUAGAAAAAUUAGGAAUGUAUAACUAUGACCUGAUGUUGCUCCGGUGAAUUUGUAACUCUGUCUGAAGACAUGUGUCGGGAUUUUCGUUGUAUGUGAGUACCAGGUCUUGUGAAACGUUGACUUGCGAGCUGUACCAAUAGGGAGUGAUUUUCUGGGCUUCAUUUCCUGUGUAUCCGUGUGUGUGUAUGUGUGAUUAUUACAGGGAAGGGCAGCGUCACGGCGACCCGUGCUUCGGGGUACAUUGGAGAUUAUUGAGGCCUUCGUUUCAGCCGUAAAUCACAGGGAUUAAAGAGU